This is a messenger RNA of Paramuricea clavata, 1131 nucleotides long. The record is from the annotation of a GenBank genome assembly. NCBI's taxonomy places the organism in Eukaryota, Metazoa, Cnidaria, Anthozoa, Malacalcyonacea, Plexauridae.
AUGUCUGGAGAAAAUCUCUCGAGACCAAGCCGAAGGGGUUUUACUGGUCCCUGCAUGACCCACACAAACAUGGUACCCUCUUCUUCUACAGAUGCUCAUUCAGCAGCCAAAGCUGUUGUUGUGGACCCCUCAAGUGGAGUUAUUGAGACACCCAUUAGGCAAGGUUCACAGCAUGCAAGGAAAACUGAAGUUGAUGGCAUGUCCCUUGUCCGGCAACAUUAUCAGAACCAGGGCUUUUCUGACCACAUUACCGGUGUACUCCUCGAUUCAUGGCGAAUUUCUACACAAAAACAGUAUGCGAGUUAUCUUAAAAAAUGGAAUUUAUUCUGUCGUGAACGGAAAAUUCUUGCACAUUCCCCUACUUUAAAUCAAGUUUUGGAAUUCUUGUACACACAAUUGCAUUUAUCAUAUUCUAGUAUUAACAGUGCCAGAUCAGCGUUAUCAUGUUUUCUUUCUAUUGGCAAUUUUCCAGUGGGGAAGCACCCAAUAGUUUGUCGUUUCCUAAAAGGGGCAUUUGAACGGAAACCACCUGCUAAUAAGCAUCAUGCUAUCUGGGAUGUCCACACAGUUUUGGCUUAUCUGAAAACGUUCACCCCUAACAGUGGUUUAAGUCUUAAAGAGCUUAGUCACAAAUUAACAAUGUUAUUGGCUUUGGUGACUAUUCAGCGGAAGCAAACUUUAAUACACCUCAAUAUUAAUAAUGGCUGCAUGAUACAAUCAGAUGUUCAAUUUGUGUUUGUUCUUGAUAAGCAUAUCAAACAAAGCAGACCAAAUUAUUCAGUUCCACCUGUUAUUGUUCCUAGAUACAAUUUGGAUCCUGAUGUUUGCCCAUAUUUAUGUUUAGAAGCGUAUCUUGAGAAGACUAAACAUUUACGACAAAGUGUCAAUUUACUCGUUGCAACGAUAAAGCCGCAUCGUGCUAUUGGAUCUCAAACUUUAGCUCGAUGGAUUAAAAUUGUCUUAACCGGUGCUGGUAUUGACAUUACUUUAUUCAAACCACAUUCUACACGACACGCGGCUGCAACAGCAGCCUAUGCAGCAGAUCUUCCAGUAAAUGAAAUUCUGCAAAGAGCAGGUUGGAGUAAUGCUACCACAUUUAGGCGCUUCUAUUACAAAGGGGUUAUUGAGUAG